Neoarthrinium moseri is the source of this 1602-nucleotide messenger RNA. RefSeq lists its product as uncharacterized. The transcript has 8 exons. Bases 1 to 1602 code for a protein of 533 amino acids. The record is from RefSeq and is a predicted model, not a curated record. Gene Ontology annotation, cellular component: membrane. Gene Ontology annotation, biological process: transmembrane transport; carbohydrate transport. NCBI's taxonomy places the organism in Eukaryota, Fungi, Ascomycota, Sordariomycetes, Amphisphaeriales, Apiosporaceae. Gene Ontology annotation, molecular function: carbohydrate:proton symporter activity.
AUGGCUGAGAUGGAAAAGGAGGCGCGCGUAUCAGAGACGCACGAUGGCGCUCUCAACCAGGAUGCCAAUGCCGCUGUUCAGCUUGCCCAUGACGUCGACAAUACUGUCUAUUCCCCGUGGAGCCGUACGAUGCUCCGUCUAUAUGGCAUUCUGACGUGUGCCUAUCUGUGCGGAUGCCUCAACGGCUAUGAUGGCUCGCUGAUGGGUGGUUUGAAUGGAAUGGUGUCGUAUCAGAAGUAUUUUAACAUGACGGUGGCAGGCUCUAGUACUGGGCUUGUCUUUGCCAUGUAUAAUAUAGGAUCCGUUGCUGCUGUGUUCUUUACCGGCCCGACGAAUGAUUAUCUUGGUCGCAGAGCUGGCAUGUUCAUUGGUGCGCUAAUUGUUGUCAUCGGCACUUGUGUUCAAGCUCCAUCAACAACCUAUGACAUGUUUCUAGGGGGCCGUUUUGUUCUUGGUUUCGGUGUCUCAUUUUGCUGCGUAUCUGCACCUUGCUAUGUGAGCGAGUUUGCACACCCGAGAUGGCGUGGAACGAUCACAGGCCUGUAUAACUGUACGUGGUACAUCGGCUCGAUCAUUGCAAGCUGGGUCGUGUAUAGCUGCAGUUAUCUUGAGCGACCGGAUGCAUGGCGAAUUCCCAUUUGGUGUCAAAUGAUAACGUCUGGCAUUGUUGUCUGCGGCGUGUGGUUCUUACCCGAGUCUCCCCGAUGGCUGAUGGCCCGUGAUCGCCAUGACGAAGCAGCUCGCGUCCUGGCAAAGUAUCACGGAGACAAUGAUACCAGGCACCCUAUCGUCCAGCUCCAGCUUAAAGAAAUGACACAGCAAGUGAAGACUGACGCUAGCGACAAUAAGUGGUGGGACUAUCAUGAGCUUUGGAAUACGCAUUCAGCUAGAAGACGUUUAAUUUGCGUCCUUGGUAUGGCCUGCUUUGGCCAAGUAUCCGGUAACAGUCUCAGCAGCUAUUACAUGGCGGCAAUGUUAGAAACGGCAGGAAUCACCGAAGAGAAGAAGGUGCUCGCUCUGAAUGCAAUUAAUCCUGUUCUGUGCUUUGGUGGGGCCCUUCUCGGUGCAAGAAUGACAGAUGUCGUUGGGCGAAGGCCUCUUCUGAUCUAUACUACCAUAUUCUGCUCGGUGUGUUUCGCAAUUAUUACUGGGACAUCCAAGUUGGCCACAGAUGACCCAUCGCAGAUCAAUGCAGCCAACACGACAGUCGCGUUUAUCUUCAUAUUUGGGAUCGUGUUUUCAUUUGGCUGGACACCACUUCAAAGCAUGUACAUUGCAGAGACACUGCCAACAGCGACUCGUGCGAAAGGCACCGCGAUUGGUAAUUUCGCCAGCAGUGCGUCCAGUACCGUGCUACAGUAUGCUAGUGGACCAGCUUUCGAAAACAUCCACUAUUAUUUCUAUUUAGUGUUUGUUUUCUGGGAUCUAUUUGAAGUUGGCGUCAUGUAUCUGUACUUCCCUGAGACGAAGGACAGGACGUUAGAAGAGCUUGCCGAAGUAUUUGAGGCCCCGAAUCCAGUAAAGAAGAGUCUAGAGAAGAGAAGUGCUGAGACCGUCCUUAACACUUUGCAACUCGAAACAGAUGAGAAACACACUGUCUAA